Engraulis encrasicolus (European anchovy) is the source of this 5963-nucleotide messenger RNA. RefSeq names its product protein phosphatase 1, regulatory subunit 12A (gene ppp1r12a). Gene Ontology annotation, cellular component: Z disc; A band; cytoplasm. The record is from RefSeq and is a predicted model, not a curated record. The coding region runs from base 76 to 3423 and encodes 1115 amino acids. Gene Ontology annotation, biological process: signal transduction. Gene Ontology annotation, molecular function: protein kinase binding; enzyme inhibitor activity; phosphatase regulator activity. Lineage: Eukaryota; Metazoa; Chordata; Actinopteri; Clupeiformes; Engraulidae. The transcript has 27 exons.
AGUGCGCUGUGGGAUAGUGGCAGUAUAAAGUAUAUCCUCUCUCGGACAGAGAUAAGAAGCCCUAGGCAGGAGGGGAUGAAGAUGGCGGACGCCAAGCAGAAAAGGAAUGAACAGUUAAAACGGUGGAUAGGCUCGGAGACAGAUCUCGAACCACCUAUCCUGAAAAAGAAGAAGACGAAGGUGAAGUUCGACGAUGGCGCUGUGUUUUUGGCAGCCUGCUCGGCCGGCGAUACCGAGGAGGUGCUACGAAUGCUGGACCGGGGCGCUGACAUAAACUACGCCAAUGUAGACGGUCUCACUGCCCUACAUCAGGCCUGCAUAGACGAUAACGUGGACAUGGUGACGUUCCUAGUGGAGCAUGGGGCGAGCAUCAACCAACCAGACAACGAGGGCUGGAUCCCUCUUCACGCUGCGGCCUCAUGUGGAUACCUGGACAUAGCCGAGUAUCUAAUCGGUCAGGGGGCGAGUGUGGGCGUGGUCAACAGCGAAGGUGAGACGCCAUUGGACAUCGCCGAGGAAGAGGCCAUGGAGGAGCUUCUGCAGAAUGAGAUCAACCGACAAGGAGUGGACAUCGAGGCGGCCAGGAAAGAGGAGGAGCGCAUCAUGCUCCGGGACGCGCGGCAGUGGCUCAACAGCGGGCAGAUCAGCGACGUGCGGCACGCCAAGUCGGGAGGCACGGCCAUGCACGUGGCCGCUGCCAAGGGAUACUCGGAGGUUUUAAAGCUUUUAAUCCAGGCAGGGUAUGAUGUAAAUAUUAAAGACUUUGACGGCUGGACUCCUCUGCAUGCUGCGGCUCAUUGGGGGAAGUCGGAAGCGUGUAGAAUACUAGUCGAGCAACUGUGCAACAUGGAUCUGAUCAAUAAAGUGGGUCAGACGGCGUUUGAUGUGGCAGACGAGGACGUACUGGCCUAUCUAGAGGAGCUCCAGAAGAAACAGAACCUGAUGGAGAAGAAGGAUGUGAAGAAGUCACCUUUGAUAGAAACUACAACUACUGGGGAUAACAAUCAGUCAUUGAAACCAAUGAAAAGCAAAGAGACGCUCUUGCUGGAGCCAGAGAAGACUGCUCCUCGCAUCGAGACCCUGGAGCCGGAGAAGGUGGAUGUGGAGGAGGAGGGCAAGAAGGACCAGGAGUCCAGCUGCUCCAGCGAGGAAGAGGAGGAAGAGGACUCCGAGUCCGAAAACGAAGCAGAGAAAACCAAGCCGGCCGCACCUGCCAGCAACACCAACACCAACAGCACCGCACCGGCCCCCACUACCGUCACCAUCACCGCCCCCACCAGCUCCACCAACCAGGUGGCCCCCACCUCACCCGUCAAGAAGGAGCCCCUGGCCUCUGCAGCCCUACCGGAGAGUACUGAGGAGGAGGAGGAGGAGCAGCUGUCUGGUGGCAAGAUCUCACCCAAGGACGACAAGGACGAGUCUCCAGCCUCGUGGCGCCAGGGCCUGCGCAAGACGGGCAGCUACGGAGCCCUGGCCGAGAUUACGGCCACCAAGGAGGCGCAGAAGGAGAAGGACACGGCCGGCGUCAUGCGCUCGGCCUCCAGCCCCCGCCUGUCCUCCUCGCUGGACAACAAGGAGAAGGAGAAGGAGAAGGAGAAGGAGAAGGGCCGGCUGGCGUACGUGGCUCCCACCAUCCCCAGGAGGCUGGGCAGCACAUCCGACAUCAACGAGAAGGAGAACAGGGACUCUGCUGCUAGUUUGGUGCGCAGCGGCUCCUACACCAGGAGACGCUGGGACGAUGACCUGAAGAACAAUGAAGGAACCGCCCCCACCAACAGAACCUCCAGCUAUCAGCGCAGCACGUCCCACACGCUAGCGCUGGGCCGGAGCGGCAGCACGCGGGACGUGCCGGCCAAGUCCCCUUCGGCCUCCAGCCUGGACCCUAACACCUGUAACACUAAACCCUGGCAGGCCUCGUCCUACUACCAGUCUUACAGCAUUCACCGAAGCGGUUCGUUUGGUCGGAGGAACGAGGACUCGCUCACCUCCUCUUCUGCCCCGUCCUCCACCUCCACCACCACCACCUCUUCCUCCUCCACCACCUCUGCCCUCAGCGGGAGCAGCAGCAUCACCUCCCCCACGGGCCACCGCAGCCUGCUGUCCAGCCUCAGCUCUGGCACCUCCUCCUCCACCACCACCUCCACACGCCCCUCCUCCACCAGCCUCACCAGCAGGUACUGGUCGGAGGAGAGCGUGGACAAGGAGAAGGAGAAGGAAUCGGCCGCGGUCAUCCCCACCAUCAACACUGCCUCCACCACCACCACCUCCACUACUGGCACUGGGCUGGGCCCAGAUGGCAGAGAGAGACGCAGAUCAUACCUCACUCCUGUCCGGGAUGAAGAGUCGGAGUCCCAGAGGAAAGCUCGUUCAAGACAGGCCAGGCAGUCCAGGAGGUCUACCCAGGGGGUGACCCUGACAGACCUGCAGGAGGCAGAGAAGACCAUCGUGCGCAGCCGUGGCAGCACGCGCCGCGAGGAGGAGAAAGAGGAGAAGGAGAAGCAGGACAAGGAGAAGCAGCAGGAGGAGAAGAAAGAGACGGAGGCCAAGGAGGACGACUUCAGGUCACGCUAUCGCAGCAGCACAUCGGACGAACCCUACUCGCGCUACAGCAGGACCAGUUCCACCUCCUCGGUGGGCAGCACCCUGGGUCUGGGUGGCUCCUCGGGCUCCACUCCCUCCAGCUCCUCUGGCCUCAGCACCACCUCCUCCGGCAGCGCGCUCUACUCCUCCCUCAACCGGCCCAACUCCCUCUCCGGCAUCACCUCCUCCUACUCCCGCACCUCCGCACGCGAUAUAGACAAAGAGUCAGACAAGAAGGAGGAGGACAAGGAGGAAAGUAAGUCCCAGCCACGCUCCAUAAAAGACCGCCGACGCCCACGCGAGAAGAGACGCUCCACCGGGGUCCCUUUCUUUACUCAGGAUAGUGAUGACAAUGAUCCUGAUCAGCUGUCUGACUCGGAGGAGGGGGGCAGUAGAGAACCACAGAGUGACCGACUGUCCAGGAACGACUCCGGCCUGACUAGCACUUCCUCCAGCGACCGCUAUGAGCACCUGUCGAGCCGUGCGCACGGCGAGGGCCGCAGGCCAUACUCCAGCCGGCUGGACCGAGACGACAGCACUGACUACAAGAAGCUUUACGAGCAGAUCCUAGCAGAAAAUGAGAAGCUCAAAGCGCAGUUACGCGACACAGACCUGGAGUUGGCAGACUUGAAGCUUCAGCUGGAGAAGGCAACACAGAGGCAGGAACGCUUCGCUGAUCGCUCGCAGCUGGAGUUGGAGAAAAGGGAAAGAAGGGCCCUAGAAAGGAAGAUUUCUGAGAUGGAGGAGGAACUCAAGAUGCUACCAGACUUGAAAGCAGACAACCAGAGACUCAAGGAUGAGAACGGAGCCCUUAUUCGAGUUAUUAGCAAGCUUUCCAAAUAGAAACAGAUUCCCUGCACCCAACCACUCACCCACCUUACCCACCCACACACACCUCUCCUAUACCCUCUCUCACACACGCACCUACACACACACACACACACUCACACACACACCUCUUCACACCUUCACAAACACCACCUCACUCUCCUUUCACCCGCUGCCCUCCCUCCCUCUAUCGGUGUCUGUGUUUCCCUCCCAUGGCAGCAAACUAAUGGUAUUGCACAUUUAGAUAUUAAUUAUAAAACAAAAAAGACAUGAGUGACAAGAAAGCCCCUCCUUUCCUGCUCAGUCCCUUCUUUUCUGUUUUUCCCCCUUUUCUUUUUUUUUCUUUUCUUUUUUUUUUCAUUUACCAGAUUUUAUGUCUAUUUUUGCCCCUAUUUUUUCGGUCUUAUAUUUUGGCUCACCUUAUUGGGCUUCCCAUUCUCUCACCCCUCCACUGCAAACACCUUUCUCGCACCCACCACCCCACCUCACCUCACCCCACCCCACCCCACAUCACCUCUCUUAGAUUAUAUUAUUGUUUCCUUUGUCUUUCUUUUUAUUUUUUUUACACCGCUGCCCCUAGACAGAGAAACACAGAGUUUACAGCAAGCGACAGCGGUGCGUCAUAGCAUUGAGAAAAAAGAAGAAGAAAAGAUUUUAAAAACAAAACAAAAAUGAACAAAAAAAUUAAGAAAGCUGGUGGUCAGGGAACGCCUCGAAGACUAUUUAACCAAUAAGCCUUAGUUGUAUAUAAAUGAAAGGAGGACAAUGAAAGAAAAAAACACUUUUUGCUUUGAUCUCUUGGGAAGUCACAGAAGAGCAGUUAUAUUCACCACCUAUUUCUUUUUUUAAUUUGUGCCACAGAAUAUUGUUUUUCUUUUGUUCUUCCUCAUUGAUUACUCUUUUGUUUUUAUUUUUCCCAGUAUCCCCCUUUCCACCAUCCUCCCUCUCUCCCAACACCUCAUCCUCAUCCGACAUACACACACACACACCCCACACACACACACACACACACACACACACACACACACACACACACACACACACACACACACACACACACACACACACACACACACACACACACUUACGCAGACCACACACACACCUGUGGUGGUUUUACCCUGACUGUAGUUUCUUAACGGAGGGCAUCAGAAUUCUGGCUUUACCGAAAACCGGUGGACCCUGGUGGAAAUUUGAAGCUUUCACUGUAUGUGCAAUAUGCAUUUCUUACUUAUAAAAAAUGCUUUAAUGACGAGUCCAUCAAUAUUGUUAAAAGGUUUUACUCCUUUCCCUCACACCCAUUUUGCUCAACCCCCAAUCCACCCCCAUUUUUCUGUCUCUCUCUCUCUUUUUUUUAAGUUUGUAGUGUAGCGUUGGUUUAUAUUCUUAAAUUCUCACUAUGUUUUUAGCAGGUACUUGAGUGAAACUGUAUAUACCUGUAUGUAUCGUUUGAGACAAACACCUGGCAUGCAUUUAUGUUUCCCGUCUGUUACUAUUAAAACUAUUACAAAUUCCAGAGGACAUAAAGUGUGUUCUAAGAAACGACUUCCUUCCUUCUCUCUUUCAUUCCUUCCCUCUUGUAUGUUUGUUCCUUUUUCCCCCUCUCCAUCCUUCUUUAUUAAUCUGAAGACAUUGAAUUUACUGUAGAGCUAAUGGGGCUACAAAAAAGUUCAGUGGUUUUAUUUCCUUCUCUUUUAUUCAGUUUUUUUUUUUUUACAAAGUGUUCCACGAAACAUUGUGAGAUGAGAAAUAAUAAUAUAAUUGCUUCACUACAUUUCACACGUAUGUAUUUAGUGUCCUUGGACAAAGAGUGCUCCCCCUUCCUAUCCACCCCUUCCUUCUCUCUCUCUCUCUCUCUCUCUCUCUCUCUCUCUCUCUCUCUCUCUCUCUCUCUCUCUCUCUCUCUCUCUCUCUCUCUCUCUCUCUUUCUCUCUCUCUCUCUCUCUCUCGCUUUCGCUGUAUUGGUUUAGUUUUUUUGUUAUUAUUAUUAUUUUUUAAAAAUAAGCCGUUAGCGCUCGUAGAGGUGUCCUUUUUGGUUUCCUCCCUCCCUGCCACAUUCUCUCUCUUCUAAGAAGAAGAGUAAGAACCGGAGAUAUUCCCUAGGUUUAUCGCUUUACCCCCCGACCCCCUUCCCAGUCUCGUACCACAAACAAACAAAAUGUCUACAUGCACUGUUGAUGCCACGCGAGGAGAGUGGGUCUUGUAAACCGGUUCGUAGCGAACCUGCCACCAUGUUGAGUUCAAGUCCAUGCAAUGGUAUAAACAUUGUUUUUAUGCUUUUAUUUUUUUUUGUUUUCAGUGGCCUUUUAAGAUGGAAAAAUUUUACUGUAGUUCAGAAUACACAAAACGUCGCUGUAGUUGGACUGUCAGCUGUCUACUCUUUUUUUUUUUUUUUUUUUUUAGAUAUUUUUUAUUAUUUUUUUCCUUUUUGGUUUUCCUCCCCUUUUUAAAUAUCCCAUUUAUCUUGUAAAAUAGGCGUGUGGCUUCAUACAUGCAAGCUGUGCUGUGACUACAAACCACUGAUGAGUUCAAUAAAAUAAACUUGUACAUUGUAA